Molecule: messenger RNA, 5628 nt
Organism: Thrips palmi
Lineage: Eukaryota; Metazoa; Arthropoda; Insecta; Thysanoptera; Thripidae
Gene: RhoGAP15B
Product: arf-GAP with Rho-GAP domain, ANK repeat and PH domain-containing protein 1
Exons: 12
Coding region: 224-3943 (1239 amino acids)
Biological process (GO): positive regulation of GTPase activity; signal transduction
Molecular function (GO): phosphatidylinositol-3,4,5-trisphosphate binding; GTPase activator activity
Source: RefSeq, a predicted model, not a curated record
UAGGUAGCCUUGGAAUGUUGUGUUACUCACUCCAACCCAACUGCAGCAGCCCACACGGAACCAACCAGCCUGAAAAUACUGGCGGCCGUCCCUUUAUUGUGAUAUAGAGGAAAGGAUUGACGUGCGCGUACUUAAUCGGAUGAAGGAUGUUUUAUCACACUUGUUGACGUACUACACCUAUGUGGGUUUAACCGACUACCUGUUGAACAUAGGCUGACGGAAGAUGGAUGAAAAUUCUUGCUCUCCAAAAUCUCGGCCAAGCCCACCAAUUCCAAACCGAACAUCCCCCGUAAAGAAACCCAUUCCAUUGCCUCGCUUCAAAAAACGACGGGAGAGUCUGGAAAAGAAUGACUACUCUAAUUCGGAUAGUCCAGAUGGGGCUCAAAAACAAUCUGUUACUCAAAUGCUCAAAGAAGAAUUUAAAUCAGCAUCAGAUAAUGUUCAGGAAAAGGGCAAGUCUGUUAUGGAGAGCACACGCCGUAUAGCUCGUAACAUGAUGCCCAAAAGAUUCACUCAACAAGAUUAUAAUGGCAGAGAGAAUCCUUUGAUGGCAGGUUCUUUAACCGAUCGUUGUCAAUCAAUGCCACCUGAUGAUAUUUUUCGAUCAAUUUCUUUUGAUUCUCCUCUCACUCCAGCUGCUGAUGCAAAAAUGAGUUUGGAAGAAAGUGAACUAAAAUGUUGUUCUGUGGAAUCUCCAGACAGCCCUGUUGAAUAUUUUCCUCCACCACUAUAUCCACCUCCACCUCUUCCUGAUGAAUCCCUAUAUGAUGAGGUAUCUUCCAUUAAAUCAAGCCAGUCUAUGAAGUCGAGCCAUUCUGGAAGCCAACAAGACCAUAAUAAUCCGAGUGAUGCAGACUCCUUUCAAGAAAUUGAUGGCAUUUAUGAAGAGUUGUCAAAUGCACGCAGUGAAGCUGCUAAAUUCAGCGAGAGCCAAGACCAGCACGGCUCAGUUUUCAACACAUUCCAAUGCAGUGAUUCAGAAACGGGUUCACUUCCCCCCCUCAAUAAGAAAAGCAAAAAGUUUCUUCGGUCGGACUCAUGGACAUUCUAUGACACAGUCAGUUGCUCACAAGGAGGAACUAGCAGCAGCAGUCUAGACGAAUCAGCCUGCAAUAUCUACAAUGAAGACCCAGUUGCUCUAGUGUCGGCUUCCAGAAAAACUACAUCCAGUUUACCAUCAAUAAAUAGCCAAAUGGAUGCCCUAGCUAUCAACUCUGAUGACCUAGCUUCAAAUGGAAGUUGCAGCCACAGUUCCACUGUUGACAGUACUGGUAUUUCUGGUUCAAGUGGGAGCUAUCAUUCUGCCAAUCUUAAUACUUCUGAAAAUAUGACUCAUGAAAAUCGUGUGGAAAUGAGGAAGAAGCUGACCCAUGGACCUAAGUUACCUACUAAGUCUGUUAUUUAUGAAUUUGAUCCUUUAUAUGUAAACAUACCAAUAGCUGAAGACUUAGCCAAUAGUGGUCUCCCUGAAAGUGAUCUAAUGAUACUUGCUGGUCUUGCUCCUGCCAAAGAGACAAAGGUGUCCCACUAUGGCAAAAUUAAUAUAAAAGCCAAAGAUGGGAAGAAGAUAGUAGCAAUUGUUGAGGAGGGUGCAGCCUCUGUCAGACCACCCACCCCUCCAGCCCGCUCUGACUCCAUGUCUGUCGUUUCUACUGAAAUCACUGAGGGGGAAAGCGUGCAAGAGAGAGCCAUAGACGUCCCUCCUGAUGCUGAUGCAGUAUCUGUAUCAUUAUCCAGGAAGUCAUCCUUGUCCCAAUUUGAUGCUGAAAUGAACUCAAAACGCUUCUCUCGUCUGAAACAGCACUGGCCAAGCAUGAAGAGAGCUAUAAAGUCAGCUGUUCAUAGGGACAGCAAGGUUUUACCGUCAGAGGUAGAUGGAUCUUCCGAUAAGGCACCAACAUCAGCAUUUUAUGCAAAUCUUCCCCAUACUCAACAAUUGGAGAGACCUGCUCUUGAGCCCACACUUGCAGUCCAGUAUAGGGGAGAAGUCUAUAGAGGCACUAGCGCCUCACGUGAUUUGACGCAGCGUUGGUGUCACUUGGCUGAAAGUCAACUAACUUGUUUUGCGGAUAAGAGUGGUUCUGGCAGCAAAGAUAUAAUUCCUCUUGAAGCUGUUUUGAGCCUUCAACAUGUGUUAGAACAUCGAUCCAGCUCGGAGGGAGAAGAACUACAUUGUUUUGAACUGAGUUUACUGGGGAAAAACCGUAAUCAGUUAUUUGGAGUCACUUCUUCAAUGGAAAGAAGAGUAUGGAUGCAGAAAAUUCUUGAAAACUUUACUACUGUUUUUCCAAUGCGGAUCUCUUCUGACUACUCCAAAUUCGGAUGGUGCUACUUCAAGGAGGGUAUUGGAGGCUCAUGGAUGCCAGCAUGGCUUCUCCUACAUAAACGAACUUUGAUGUAUUGUGCCCCGAAAGGAAAAGCUAUUGAAGCUGAUCUUCGUUGUGCUCGCUCAAUUGUCAUUCAAGAACCAGACUCUGUUUCACCAUUAAUUCUCAUUGAUUUUCCAAAACUAUCACUUUAUCUACGCACAGAACGAACAAGUGAAACGGUUGCAUGGCGUAAUGUUAUUAGAUCUGCUGCAACUGACAAUGGCCCAGACCUUGAUUGCCAACAGCUCACCCAAGAAAAUGUGCCUGUGCUGGUUGACAAAUGCAUCAACUUUGUCUAUGCUCAUGGGUCAUUGUCUGAAGGCAUCUAUCGUCGGAGUGGAGCGAAUUCCAGUGUAUCCAAACUCCUGACAUUGUUCCGUCAAGAUGCUUGGGCAGUACAGUUAUCCCGACAAGAAUUCAGCGAGUAUGAUGUUGCUAGUGUACUUAAAAGGUUUUUCCGUGAUUUGCCAGAGCCACUGUUAACAUCUAAACUUCAUCCAAGACUCUGUGAGACAUCAUGUGAGCAAGAUGAGAGCAAAAGGUUGGAAAAGUACCUAGAAAUACUUAAUGAACUUCCUUCAGUUAAUGCUGUUACCUUGCGGCGCUUACUGUCCCAUCUGCAUUUCAUUCAUGAAGAAAGUGAACAUAAUCUCAUGCCUGUUGAGAACUUAGCAGCCAUAUGGGGACCAACUCUCAUGCAUGUUGAAAAUGGCGAUGAAAUAACAUGGUCUCGACAAGAAUCUAAAGUUAUUGUUGAUUUGGUCUCUAUGUUCCCUCGCCUUUAUGAAGUUAAUGCUGAAGAAAUGGCUAGAGAUAAGAGAAUCAGAGAGGUUCUGCAGCGUUUGCAGAAAGGUGGAGUACACCCUCAGCAAGCAAAACCCACCGGAGACCUUCGAGUUUGGAUCCACAUUGGCUCCAAGGAUAGCGGUCAAUGUGUUAAUGUAACAGUAGGACCUCAAAAACUUUGCCAAGAAGUAUGUUCAGAGUUAGCAUCCCAUUUGUCUCUUCAUGCUCACCAAGUUGCUUUGUGUGAGGUUGUCCUUGCUGGUGCUUUAAAACGGUACCUCCAUCACUCUGAAAAGGUUCUUGAUUCUGUUUUGAGAUGGGGCUAUUGGGAUGAGCCUGAUAGGGCUCAGAAUUUCUUAGUGUUAGUUCCAAACACUGUUCUUCAGGAGCUGAACUCCUUGGUCACUCCUCCUAUUACAAUGUCAGGGGAACUUCGCUUUGCUGAUCAAAAGACCAAGUCUUUUAAAACUCACCCUUUUGAGUUCAGCCAAGCUAAGCUCUGUUAUUACAAAGAUAAAAGAGGUGCUGUGAAACUUUCUGAGUGGCCUGUUGAAGAAAUUGUGUGGUAUGAAGGUUUUGAGCCCAAAAGAAACCCUACUUCAAGGUGGGCUAUUACUUUCAUAAGUAAGAACAAUAAGGUGAAAAGGAGCAAGGAAAGUCCUUUCUUUGGUUGUACCAUGGCUGGCACUUGUAAGGAGGAUCAAAACAAGUGGAUGGCAGCUUUACUUGCGGCAGAAUACCCCCAAGGGCUGCUUCCUCCACCAAUUCAGGUCAAUCUCCUAGAAUAAUUGUCUAAGUUUUCCUAUUAAGCAGUUACCAUUUAUCAUUGUAUCUCACAAGCUGGAUGUCUUAAAGACCUGGAUACCUCCAGAUUUAUAACACAUAUAUAUUAUGUGAAUUAGAAUAAUGUGAUCUGUUUGUUGCCAUUCUAAAGACUAUUUUCAUGUUUUUUACUGUAGCUGAUAUUGUUUAAGCAACUUACAGUUCCUAAAGAAAAUGCACCAUUUUGAUUUUAAUUUGUAUUUUAGCUGGUUGGUAACUUGUUAUGACCAUUAAUUAUCUGUUUUUAAACCUUUUUUUGAAUUAUGGAUUUUGUGUGGUACAUGGUCAUUUUAAUGUCAGUAUUAGUUUUUUAUAUUGUCUUUCAAAAAAAUAUCAUGUUUUGAGAUUUUUUUCAACUAGAUCAGUUUUUGUCUUGAUAUUAUCUUCACAUGUGUAUUAAUGUUGUGUUCAAUGAUUUAUUUUGAGCAGUGGGAUCUGUUCAGUUGAAAGUCACUUUUGUCGGUUUUGACAAUUAUUUAAGCUCCUCACUUAGUGUUUUGUACUUACUAUUCGUGCAUUCCAUGCUCAAGUUUGAAAUGCGAGCUGUACUUUCUUUGACAUGGAGAUACCACUUUACAAAUGUAGUUCAUAUUACAUUCCUAUCUUACCAUGUUAUUGUAUGAGCUUUCAAUUUUUUUUAUAGUGGGUGAUGUUAUCCCAAUGAUCUUCGUAUUUCUCAAAGAAGUUGUGUUUUAAAAUGCUGGUGUCAUUGCACUGGAAAAAGUCAGAGUUUCUGUUACAAAUUGGUCUUAUGUAUUAAUGGGAAUAUCUUCAUAUAAAUGGUAGUAUGGGAUUUAGUUUAGUUUUGGUCUCAGUAUUUUAAAAGAAAAAUGUGUUGUUAAAGAAACUUUUGGACCGUUGCCUUGUUUUGAAGAAUGAUUUCAAUCUUUCUGAUCUUUCUUUUUAGAUCACAUGGAUGUGGUUACCAUUCCCUGGUUACUGUCAUUUUAUAUCUUGAUUCAUACUUUCUUGUAAGAACAAGGUAGUCAUUCAAUCAUUAUGUAGAGCCUGUGUAUUCUGCUCAAUUUCCAAGAUCUUGUGCUUUGUUUCUUAUCUGUCUCUGUCAGUGAUUUUCUUGAUAUUGGCUUUGGUAGCAGCGGUGUUGAGAGCAUGUUACCAUGGCAGUUGUUUCUUUAUUAAUGUGAUAAAGCAUUUAUCAUUGUUAUUCACUGUUUACUUGCCAUACUAUGUAUUAGCGACCAAAUGCUUGCCUCUUGUUUUGUUUGUUGCAGAUAUGUUUAUGUUGAUGACGUUUUCUUCUUAAAAGCAUGUUUGCUUUGUAUGAACUUCUGCUUUUACUUGUCCCCCACUUUAACAUGGCACCAAGCUUGCUUUAGUACUGUAUUAAUCAUGAUUGUGUAUCCUUUAAGAAUGAUGAAUUAACCAAUGAUGUUGUUACAGUUGCUCUGAUAAUGUGAAAGUUAUCUCCCCAUUCAGAGAUUUUUACCCCCCCCCCCCCUCCCAAGGCGUUUUAAUUUUUUAAUGUUUUGAAAACAACUUAUAUUACAAAACGGUGUAUUUUACCCGAUAUGGCAUGUUUCUAUGUUCUAUAUUUUAUAUACUAUACAUAUAAUCAUUAUAACCAUGAAUAGCUAGUCACAAGGCAAAUAAACAGCUGUUUUUUAAACAAAGAAAAACCCUAGAUUCUCCU